AUGAGUCUCGUUGCAUAUGAAAGUAGCGAUGAAAGUUCGGACGAUGAAGGAAAUGAUACAGAAAUUAAAAAUAAAUUUACACCAGAAGUUACAGUUCUACAAAUAAGUGACAAAUUACUUAUUUCAAAACAUAAUAUAUCCGUAGAUAAUGAAAAUGAUAUUAAUAUAGAACCACUUAAGGCAAACGGAUCAUCGGAAAAAUUACAUUUUGAUAAAUUACCUAAACCCAAAAGUUUGAUUAGUGAAACCAAGAAUAUUGUAGAAGAUGAUAUUCUUCCAAAAAAGAAAACUGAAUUUAAAUUUGAGAAACCAGUAAAAAAAGACAGAAUCCCAGUUAAAAUAACAGUGCCUUCUUUAUCUGAAAAGGGUACUAAACUUUUAGUAUUGUUGCCACCACCUAAAAGAACCGAAGUCAAAAAUACCAAUAAUUUGGUACCUAGUGUUGUUAAUAAAGCUGCUAAACAGUCUAAUCAAAUCAUAGUUCAACCUAAUAAAGAUACACAUAUAAAAGAUUCAAAUACAAGAAAAUCUAUGAAACCUAUAACAACAAGAAGUUCCAUAAGUUGUGAUUCAAAUUCUGAAGAUGAAGAUGACAUGAUUAUAGGCAGCGAUAGUAAUUCUAUUGCGGAUUUCUUUGCUUUAACAACAACUGAUGCUUCCACUUUGUCCGAUUCCUUGAAUGUUACAGAUUUAAAUAACUUUGAUUCAGAAUUUAAGAAAAAUUCCCAAAAAGAUAACACCUUAUCUAAUUACUUUGUUGAUAAUUCAGAUAUAACUGAAACAGAGAUCAGUACCAGUAAAUCUCAGACGACAUUAGUGAGUAAUGUCAUAAAUUUACCAAAAGAGGAAAUAUUAUUGAAAAAUAAAGCAGAAGUAGGUCCAAAAUUACCAGUGCCUGAACAGGAAUAUAAUGUAGAUUCAGAAGGUAAUGUAGCUUUUGAUGAUAAGGCUAUUGAAUAUCUUUGUGGAAAGAGAGGAGUGAAGCGAAAACCUAAAGAAAUUGAAGAAAUGAAUAUCAUAGAAAUAAAUGGAGAAGAUAUUAAACCAGAUGAAAGAGAAUGGUUAGUAAAAGCAUUAACAGAAGAACCUGUACAGAGACCAAUAUCAAUGCAAGGUGGUGGAGUAAGUUCACAAUCUAAAAAGAAACACCAAAUAACAUAUUUAGCACAUCAAGCUAAGGCAAUGGAAAUGGAAUUAAAGAAUCAGUGGGCACAAAAUAGAUUAACUAGAAAACAAACACAAUCGAAAUAUGGUUUUUAAAUAAAGACUUGUACAAAAGUGUAUAUAGAGUAUUUUUUUUUUAUUAUUAUAUAAAAGUAAGAAAAUAAAUUAUGGUAUUAGUUAAAAAUCAAGAUAUUAAUUAAUACUGUUAUAUGUUUAUUUUGUUUUUUCUAAAAAUGUAUUCUCCAAACUUUCAUAUUCCUUCUUUUUAACUUCAAGUAAAGCUUUAGCUUGUAAUAAAUUUGGUGGUAAAUCUUUAUAUUGAUUAAGAUAUUGAUUAAGUUCUGCUAAUUCACCUGACAUUUCUAAAUAUUUAUAGUAUUUAUUUAAUAUUUUUUGGGGAUAAAAAUCUUCAAUUUGCAUAUCUAUUAAGUCGGUUUCUAACUUUUCUGCAGUUUGCUGAUAUUCACUUAAUUUUGUAAAUAAUGAAAUGUGAUUACAGUGAAUAUCUGCUUGCUCUUUUUGAGAUUUCUCAAUAAAGUUUUCAAGAGAACUUAAUUCCUCUUGCAAACAAUAAAGUUUUUUUGAAAAAUUAGUAUAUUUUCUAGAAAGAUCAUUAUAUAAUAAUGCUAAUUGUUUUUCUUCAUGUUGUUUUUUCGUUUCCUCUAUUUUCUUCCUUUCAUUUACUAUAUUCAGAGUAACAAUAUCAAAAUCAUAUAACUUUUCACAUCGUAAAAGUAAAGCUACUUUUUGUAAUCCUUCUUUGAUGUCACUGGGUAAAGAUUGUGGUUCCAAGUUUAAUUUAUUUAAUAAUGAUAAUAUUUCCUUUCCAAAGGCUAUAUUUUCUUCGCUUGUUUCUAACAUUCCUUUUUGCAAAAAUUGUAAUAAUGAUUGUUCUUCUGAUGAAAUAAUUUCUUCGCGAUAUCUUCCACUUGAUGCAGUACUUGAAGUGCAGUCAUUUUGCGAGAAUUCCAUCUAUUAUUCAAAAGUUACUCAUAAUUACUAUAUGAUGCAGUAAUAGUUAUAUUUUUUAAAUUUUCAUAUUGUAUAACUUUACCUCAUUAUUACAUUCCAUGUUAAAUUUUUACACUAGUGUUUAUUUGAUUAAGAAACUUUUAUAAUAAAUUUAAGACAAUAGCGUUUUAAAUGCAAAAUAAAUCGAAUCAAUAAAGAUAUUGUAUGGGUACAACUGGUUAAAUGGUACUCUGCUUAUUGGUUGACAAUUGUUAGUAAAUUAUUUUUAUAGAUGACUAA
Molecule: messenger RNA, 2415 nt
Organism: Heterotrigona itama
Lineage: Eukaryota; Metazoa; Arthropoda; Insecta; Hymenoptera; Apidae
Source: the annotation of a GenBank genome assembly